Aphis gossypii (cotton aphid) is the source of this 774-nucleotide messenger RNA. RefSeq lists its product as uncharacterized. The record is from RefSeq and is a predicted model, not a curated record. Bases 174 to 596 code for a protein of 140 amino acids. Lineage: Eukaryota; Metazoa; Arthropoda; Insecta; Hemiptera; Aphididae. The transcript has 2 exons.
AAUCGAUGGUUCAAAUAGUGUCUGCCAAAAAUAAUUACUUCACUAGGAACAUGUGCACGUUUGAACGUCGAAAAAAGUUUUAGGUACUACAAACACAUUCUAUACUGUUCCGAGCAUAAAAUAUUUCCAUUUCUGUUUUAUCAAAGUUUUCUUGGUUUUUUUUUUUUUUUUAUAUGAUGAAAUUCGUAUUAAUCGUGGUUAUAUUUAUAUCCCUACAAUACGAGUCUUUUCAAUAUGACAUGAACUCACAGUUUUAUCGGCCAUAUUACAAUAAUUAUAAUAGUUACAAUAAUAGAUACACACCGACUAUGUACAGAUAUCCACCACAAAGCACUACAGCCUAUAGUGUCUAUAGAAAUUAUAUGCCAGAAAACAGGAGUUAUGGUAUUCUAAAAAAGCCAACAAUUGUUCAACAAAUGCCAAUACAACAGGAUGAUGUUCUGACGAGGAUGAAAUUAAUAAUGGCGCAAUUGAAAAAUAUUCAAGAUCAAUCAGCUGACAGGUUAUCAAAGACAGAAUAUGAUCCAAAUGCUGAAAUUUACAAAGGAAGGUUUACAAGAAAAACGGCGGCAUCAAAUAGAUCAGCAUCUGUGUAGUAUAUUGAGUAAAAAAAAAAAAAUGAUAAUAAUAAUAGAUAAUAUUAAUAUAAUAUUGAAAUUUUUUAGACUACUAAACUAUAUUGUACAAUUAAUACAUAGUUGUAUAACAACAUGAAAAAAUUAACAAAAACUGUCAUGAAUAACUAUUAUUAUUAAAAAUUAAAUGCAAUCAUUA